UCCAUCAUUUCACGCUCGCCUGUCCUUCAAUCCCGCUGUCAUUCCCACGCCCUCGUCACAACCCCCCCACAACUCUCAACUCUUGUAUUCGAAAACCCUUAUCCAUGAGGCUACUAUCGAGUAUACGAUCCUGACAAUACCUACUCAGCAUCAUAGUUCAUUUUGCCCUCGUCCGGCUUUUCCCCGAUCAUCCAGGGCUGUCAAGUCUUCCCUCCUGAGGAUUACGAGUCCCGUUGAGCUCCGAUUCUUCGCUGGCCCGCCAUGCUUCAAACGCAGACUCAGCACGUCUUUUCCCACCAGCACCAGUAUCCGCAGGCUGAUCCAUCCUGGCUGCAGCAACAGCAGCAGCAGCAUCAUCAAACCCACCCGCACCAGGCUCAGCAACCGCAUUCUUCGUUGGUCGCCCAACAGCAUGCCCAAGUCCAGGCGGCUGCAGCCGCCGCUGCAGCUGCUCAACAACAACACUAUACUCGCAUAGCCAUGGCUGGGAACGCCGGUGCCGGUAAUUCCGCUCAAGGGGCUGGUGCAGGGGGCAUUGGUGGGGAUGGUGCUUUGCCCGGUGCGGUGUCCGUGAUGGAUGGUGGCAUCAGUGAUGAGAAUCGGAAAGUUUUCAUCUGGGUCGCAGAACUCCUCGAUCCGAGUCGCAGAGAAGCAGCUCUCAUGGAGCUUAGCAAGAAGAGAGAGCAAGUGCCGGAACUUGCGUUGGUUAUCUGGCACUCUUUCGGCGUCAUGACCGCUUUACUCCAGGAAAUCAUCUCUGUAUACCCGUUGUUGAACCCUUCGCAACUGACUGCGGCUGCAUCAAAUCGAGUUUGCAAUGCGCUUGCUCUCUUGCAGUGUGUGGCUUCCCACAACGAGACUCGCACCUUAUUUCUAAAUGCUCACAUUCCUCUGUUUCUCUAUCCUUUCCUCAACACAACGUCAAAGUCGCGGCCCUUCGAGUAUCUCCGCCUCACCUCGCUCGGCGUAAUCGGAGCGUUGGUCAAGAAUGACUCAUCCGAUGUCAUCAACUUCCUCCUUACCACAGAGAUCAUCCCUCUUUGCCUACGAAUUAUGGAGACCGGCUCAGAACUUAGCAAGACCGUUGCAAUUUUCAUCGUGCAGAAGAUUCUCCUCGACGACAUCGGCCUCGCGUAUAUUUGCGCAACGUAUGAGAGGUUCUAUGCAGUUGGAACCGUUCUGAGUAAUAUGGUUACUCAACUUGUUGAGCAACAGACAGUACGGCUUCUCAAGCAUGUAGUGCGCUGCUUCCUUCGCUUGAGUGAUAACAGCAGGGCGCGAGAGGCGUUGCGUCAAUGCCUUCCCGAACCUUUGCGCGAUGCGACAUUCUCCUCCGUACUCCGCGACGACGCCGCCACUAAGCGCUGCUUGGCACAGCUUCUCAUCAACCUUUCGGAUAACGUCUCCGAUGGCGCACCUGGUGUUGCGAUGUAAAAAGUUCAAAAGCAUUUGUUUUCCUUCUGGUUUACUUGAUAUAUUUGACAACCUUACGACAUGCAUGGGGCGGGCUUUAGGCGAAACACGGAAUACAAGGCGCAAACUGUGUGGAAUGGCAAUGCAAUGACGCGAUCUCAGGAAAGUUGCACAAAAUCAACAGAGAGAAAAAGAGAAGACAUGGCGGGUAUGGGAGCACUGGGCUUGGGGGUUUCUGUCUUGUUAUGGUUUGAAAGGUUCUGUUGUUUUGCUGGUUAUCUAUUCUUUCUUCCCUGUCCCUGGCUUUUACUGUGGCUUUCUUUCUGCUUUCUAUUUACCCCUAUUUUUCAUUCGUCCAACACUUCGUUCCCCUUCGGCCAUAGUGGUAUGGCUGUGCGGUGGCGUGGAUACGGCUGGCGCUAUUUUUCUGUGUGCAUUUUGCUUGUCCUCUAUGUUCCCCAUUCCCCAUCCUCCAUCUGAGUGAGAUAGACCCUCUUUGAGCGAGAUACCAAGAUCUAGUUUCAUGUUUCGUUGGAUGGUGCUGAUUCUGCUUGUUGCUUAAGUUUCAUUUGCUGGUGACCUGAUUACAUGCAGAGGCAAAUUAUCAUUAUCAUAAGACAUUCUCUCCUUGACUUCAUAAUAUGAGCCUGUAUCAUCAUCUAAAAUAGUC
Molecule: messenger RNA, 2083 nt
Organism: Aspergillus welwitschiae
Lineage: Eukaryota; Fungi; Ascomycota; Eurotiomycetes; Eurotiales; Aspergillaceae
Product: Rcd1-like cell differentiation family protein
Exons: 4
Coding region: 262-1434 (390 amino acids)
Biological process (GO): mRNA catabolic process; negative regulation of translation
Cellular component (GO): CCR4-NOT complex; CCR4-NOT core complex; P-body
Source: RefSeq, a predicted model, not a curated record